Microdochium trichocladiopsis is the source of this 872-nucleotide messenger RNA. RefSeq names its product ankyrin repeat-containing domain protein. The record is from RefSeq and is a predicted model, not a curated record. The coding region runs from base 230 to 685 and encodes 151 amino acids. The transcript is spliced from 3 exons. Gene Ontology annotation, molecular function: protein binding. Lineage: Eukaryota; Fungi; Ascomycota; Sordariomycetes; Xylariales; Microdochiaceae.
CUGCAAGCUGUAGCCCAAGAGUGGCAGGCAUGAUGCUUACACCGUCCACCAGCCGGCCACCGGCCACCCUCUAUAUCAACCAGUCUCGCAAUGCCCCACUUUGCUCCGGCCUUCUCGCCCCCAAAUAAGCCGUUGCCCUUGUUGCCGCCGGCCCGCCCCGGUCCCGGCCACACACUUUCUCUCUCCCCUCCGUCCAUGUCGGCACAGCAUCAGAUUCUCGGCUCCCACAAUGGCCAGCAGCAAGCCGGGCGCAUCGGACCCCAUACCACCGCAGGUGAUUGAGCUGGCAUCGCGCAUGUACGAUGCCGCUCGCUCCGGCAACACGCUGCUCCUGGAGCAGGCUCUCGCCGCCGGCCUCCCGCCCAAUCUGACCAACGACCGAGGCGACUCCCUGCUCAUGCUCGCUGCCUACCACGGCCACGCAGACCUGGUCCAGCUGCUCAUACAGCAUGGCGCCGACCCAAACCGGAUCAACGACAAAGGCCAGAGCCCAUUGGCCGGCGCCGUCUUCAAGAACGAGGACGCAGUCAUCGAGUGCCUGCUCGCCGGGGGUGCCGACCCUGAUCACGGCCGUCCUUCGGCCCUGCAAUGCCUGGACAUGUUCAAGCUCGAGGACAAGUGGCUCGAAAAAUUCCAACAGGCCAAGGGUAAGGGCAAGGCUGCCAGGACGCCUUCGCCCUUGUGAAGCUGCAACGGUGGUAUUUUAAAAAGGAUUAUAUAGAAAAAUAGAAACACGGUCUCGUCCAUCUGCGCCACGCAGGCCGUCAACUUGGCCAACCCCCAAGAGGUUGCUUCUGAUGGUUCAGUAUGGGAUAUAGUCAUUAAUAGCGAUUACAAUGCUGCUCAAUCUUCUGGUCACGGCCGAAUGCGCG